UAGACAACCCUGCCCAUGUCCAUCUUCCUCCGACAGCCACUUGCCGCCUGCCGUUGUCGUCUUCUUCUCCAGUCCACCUCUCACGGUCCUCGCAACAUAACAAUGGAUUUCUUCAGUUCACAGGGUGAAGUCCAUCCCCUCCCCCGAGCUCCAUGAUCGCUUCUUCCCCAGUAGCUUCGCGGUCCUCAGCGUAGAAUCUGAAGACAGAAUCUGAGCCUGCCGGAGGUUCACAUUGGAAUCGAUCAGUCUCAAUCUCAUAUGCGUCCUGGAUUAUAGAAGGUAUGUAUACUACCACUCGAACUCACAACAAUGCCUCGUGUGUAUCACCCCAGUUUGACCCGAUUAUUCGGUGCUUGGUCAAUGAAUCCAUGAGCAAAGUGACCCCUGUCGUGACCAAGGACACAAAUAUUGCGCAUGAUUGGGCCAUCACAAUUCUUAUUUGUGGGAAUACUGACAAGUUGACUGGAACCGUGACUUUAGAUGAAGAGAAGCUUUCCAAGGCACUUGAUGUUUAUAUUCAUGUUGGCUCGUAUAUUCCAAUGAUAUUCGGUACCAAUGGAGCCCAAUUGGCUUUGGUUGGGCGAGGAAGGAUUAUUGCAGCUGCAAAGCAUUCAGACUGGUUAAGGGGAAGGAAGUAUGUGGAGCAGUUGAGGCCUCCUUCAGUGAAUGAGUUACUGCUGUCAAAUGAUGGUGAUCAUAUACUCGAAGGAUCAGUGACCGACUUCUUUGUUGUGACCCAGAGGGGCGAAAAAUCUGCCGAUGUAAAGGAAAGCACCUACUCUUCUUUUGAAGUACAGACUGCUCCCCUUGGUGAUGGAGUUCUAUCCUGCUGUUAUAUAAGGCAACUAGUCAUUGAAGUAUGCUUGGAAAAGGGAAUACCGGUCAGAGAAGUUGCACCUUCGUGGUCGAUGCGCGAAUGGCGGGAAGAGGCCUUUGUCACAAGUCAACUUCAUUGUUUAAGGAGAGAUCACUCAUGGCAUUGACUAUUUUAAUUUUGAUGAUCAUGGUUGCGGUAGCUGCGGGCAGCUUGCGCCUUCUGCAGCAUGUGGAAAGCGCUCCGAACAAUUGGGACCCAUCAGAAUCAAGAAGCUGGAAUGAGAUAGAAUGGGAGGAGAAGCUCUUGAAGUAAAAUUUAUCAGAGGAGGUCAUGGUGAAGGCAUUUUCCGACGGUUACUCGAUGACCCGUAAACUCUGGUGUGUAACUACAUCGAGACAGUGGGAAUCCACCUGCAUGUAUCCUACAGAAGAUUAAAAACAGGAUCAAAACAUGUCAGUAACCAAGGAAUUUUACGGCGUGGUUGUAUUCAAUGACAUGAUUGAACAAGAAAACUAACUGAGUUUCGAUUAUAUGAAAGAUUUGCUUAGUAAAAUCCAGUUCAUGACUUGAAGUGACAAGGUAUGUUAUUAUGGUA
This is a messenger RNA of Punica granatum (pomegranate), 1412 nucleotides long. Lineage: Eukaryota; Viridiplantae; Streptophyta; Magnoliopsida; Myrtales; Lythraceae. The record is from RefSeq and is a predicted model, not a curated record.